Molecule: messenger RNA, 2243 nt
Organism: Helicoverpa armigera (cotton bollworm)
Lineage: Eukaryota; Metazoa; Arthropoda; Insecta; Lepidoptera; Noctuidae
Product: zinc finger BED domain-containing protein 4-like
Exons: 1
Molecular function (GO): protein dimerization activity
Source: RefSeq, a predicted model, not a curated record
UGAGUUAGCUGUCCUUGUUCUAUUUUCAGGUACAAAAUCUGUUGUAUGUAGUCUAGUCAGAUAUACUUAUUUUAAACGAGCCAUGUCUAUCUGUCCGUUCUCGCUUAAUCUCUGUGACCGUCAGCACUAGAAAGCUGAAAUAACCUGAAACAACCUUUACCAUGUGCAAGAGUUUAGAUUACGUCCUUUUAGAGUUGCAUGGAUUUUCUGACGCCUCUAAUAUCGCUUAUGCAGCAGUAGUUUAUACUCGGCCUCAAAGACCAAGGUGGCCCCUGUCAAACAGGUAUCCAUACCUCGUUGGAGUUAUGUGUUGCAGUGCUUUGCCACAUUUUCUUCCUGACAAUUUAAAUGGGGAAGAUUAUGAAAACUUUUUAAGAAAUGAUUUACCCGAAUUACUGGAAGAUUUACCACUCAGUUUAAAUGAUAAUAAUAUGUGGUAUCAACAUUGGAAUUCCGUCUAUUAUAUGCUACAGAGAUACAUUGAAUUAGCACCAAUAGUUCAUCAAAUUUUGAUGUUAAAUACAAAAGCACCACCCACACCAUCGGCUGUAGAAAUGCAAAAUAUUAAAACAUUGAUUUGUAUUUUGAUACCGCUGGAGUAUGUAACCAAAGAGUUAUCAGGUGAACAGUAUGUAACCAUUAGUAAAAUAAUUCCGAUGGUGAACUGUUUGAAGACGCAGAUUAAUAAUAUACCUAUGGCUGUAGGUGAUGGUCCCCAUGGAAGGGUAAUAGAUACAGUAAAAAAAGAAAUCCUAAAACAGAUAGAACGCCGAUUCGGACAUAUUGAAGAUAAUUAUUUGAUUGCAAUGUCAUGUUUGCUAGAUCCGAGAUUCAAGAAUAUCCAUUUUCAGGACGCUAAAGCUUGUGCAAAGGCAAUUUCUUAACUGAGAAGAUAUAUAACAACGUCUCCUAGUGUUAUCGGCAGCGAUCAUGACAGCGAUUCCUCUCUUGAAACAACUUACGAUUUUUGGAGUCACCACAAGAAAUUAGCUCACACGAAACAGCGAAGUAAAACCAGUUCUUCAUCACAGUUUGAAAAUAAGGAUGAAAUAAGCCAUAAUUUAUCUACACAGGUUUCGCCACUUUCUUUGAAUCCUCUGAAACAAUGGGAAGACAUGAAAGUUGUUUUCCCAAAAUUAUAUAAAUUGGCACGACAAUUUUUAUCGAUCCCUGCGACUUCAGUGCCCUCAGAAAGAUUGUUUUCGAAAGCUGGAAGUACAAUCACUAAAACCCGUAACCGCCUAUCGCCAAAAAGGCUCGACAAACUUCUUUUCUUGAGCGAUUGUACCGAGGAGGAAUGGGAUUUAUAAUAUUUUAGAUAAAAAAAUUGUGGCUUUACUUACAGGUUGUUUUCAUUUAUCUUAUAUGUUCCAUUUGUUAUUUUUUCAUUUUCUCUUACUGUAUGAAGGUACAGACGAUACUUACUGACUAACAUUGACAAACUAACGAACGUCUGAGAAAAAUACUCGAUACUUUGAGGUAUCGAUACUUUUGUGUCGAUACUUUUACGAGUACGAUACUUUUUUAUCGAUACUACUCAUGAGUACAGUAUCGAUACUUUUUAUUCAAUACCGUGUCCCUAUCAACAUGACGGUUGCCCUGCACACUACCGAAGAAGCGUCAGAGAGUGGCUAGACACUAAUUACCCGAACAAAUGGAUUGGAAGAGGUGGACCCAUACCGUGGCCAGCCCGAAGUCCCGACCUGACCCCCAUGGAUUUUUAUUUGUGGGGCCAUAUGAAAAGCUUAGUUUACAAUGAACCUCAUCCGAUCUCAUCUGUUGAUGUUUUAAGACAGAUUGAUGCGGCGACUGGUGUGGUUAAAAGUGGACUAAGGCAUAGAUUGCGAAUAUGUGUGCGGAACAGAGGCGGACAUGUGGAACAUGUAUUGUAAAAAAUAAUGAUAAACGUUGUUUAAGCUAUUUAGUUUGUUUUAUUUCGUUUGCUGGCCCAAGUGAUAACUUUGUCCUUAAGUACAGUUAUGUUUUACUACUGCCUGAGAGCAUUACAUCAGAAUUUUUUUUCUGAAUAUCAUGAUGAUACCCAGUGGCGUAGCGUGCCUUGUCGGGGCCCCGUAUAAAAAUUUUUUUGGAGGCCCUUAUAUGGAGGUAAAGAUUUUUCACAAAAGAAAAAAAAUAUUGUGAGAAGAAAUAUUUAUUUAUCACAUAAUUUACCCAUUUUACAAAUAAAAAUCGAAUUUUAAAUAUUUACUCUCCUUGCCUUUUUUUCGGCAAACUGAUUUAUU